CUGUUACGCCUCCCAUUUCUCUCUCUCUCUCUCUCCGUGCAAAGCGCCAACUGUGUCUUCCAAGUCUGCCUCCAGUUUCAGAAAAUGCUUUGAACAUCACCAUCUCUUGUCAUUUGCUUCUAACCUGACAAGAGUUUUUAGGAUAAAUCUGCAAAAAGCAUGGCAUCAUCGGAGAAUUUGGCCAGUUUUGAACCAUUUCUCUUUAGACCCACCUUUACUGACUCAUGGAUUGCUGAAGCUUAUGCUCGCGACACCGAUGCUCUAACCAAAGCUCUCCAGAAAACCUUUUCCAAUGAUAUUAACUCUACUUCUUCCUUCUCCAUUUCUGAAACGCUCUCUCCCGAUUUCUUAGUCAACCUCGUUUCGGGCUCCCAAACCCCACCGCCGGCUACUCCCACCGCCUCUAACUUUUCGGGUUCUGACCCUGAAACUGCAGCUCCCAAGCGCCAGCGAAACGGGAUCGGGAUCCUAGGUGCUCCUUUCAAAGUUUCGAAACGGAAGUCUCGUGCAACUAAGCGCUCUCAGACCACGUUCAUAACAGCUGAUCCGGCCAGCUUCAGGCAGAUGGUGCAACAGGUUACCGGCGUUAGAUUUGGUAACGCUCAGAUGCCUGCCAUACCAGUGCUGAAGCCGGAGCCACAGAGACCUGGUAACCGGUUGAAUGGCGCUGGAGGGUGCUUGCCGACCUUAGAUACGUCGGCGUUUAUGCUGGAUCAUCAUCAUGAAGAGCAACAGCAAACGAUUGUGGGCUCGGGCUCUGGCUCUGGCUCUGGCUCGGUCUCUGCACCCGUUAAUGGGUCCGGGACAGUUUCUUUUCCACAACCCGUGGUAUCUGAUGGCGGGCCUCAUGCUGCGCUAGACUUUGACACUUAUUCGAGCUUUCCUACUCUAGAGUCGUGCCUGUCCUGGAAUUAGCCCCUUUUUUUAUAAUAUAUUAUAUGUAUUUUUCCUUUUAAAUUAUAUUAGAGAGGCCUGUAGUUAUGCAGUGGAGAAUUGUGACUUUUGAUCUGUCUAUAUUUUAGUGGGUGGCCUUUGUUUGGGUUAGUUUUCUUGUUUAUUAAGUAUUACAUAAUAUAUGGUUACUUUCAAUGUGCA
Molecule: messenger RNA, 1095 nt
Organism: Hevea brasiliensis (rubber tree)
Lineage: Eukaryota; Viridiplantae; Streptophyta; Magnoliopsida; Malpighiales; Euphorbiaceae
Product: calmodulin-binding protein 25-like
Exons: 1
Coding region: 160-915 (251 amino acids)
Biological process (GO): response to osmotic stress
Cellular component (GO): nucleus
Molecular function (GO): calmodulin binding
Source: RefSeq, a predicted model, not a curated record